This is a messenger RNA of Perca flavescens (yellow perch), 3071 nucleotides long. It is a transcript of the gene cpeb3, whose product is annotated as cytoplasmic polyadenylation element binding protein 3. The coding region runs from base 117 to 2183 and encodes 688 amino acids. Gene Ontology annotation, biological process: negative regulation of cytoplasmic translation. The transcript has 11 exons. Gene Ontology annotation, molecular function: ribosome binding; translation factor activity, RNA binding; mRNA regulatory element binding translation repressor activity. The record is from RefSeq and is a predicted model, not a curated record. Lineage: Eukaryota; Metazoa; Chordata; Actinopteri; Perciformes; Percidae. Gene Ontology annotation, cellular component: cytoplasm; synapse; neuron projection.
UCUGUGGUGAAGGGCCGGUGAGGUGAGCUACUGAAGACUGCUGAUUGUGCUGCUCUGAUGACCUUGGAAGCGCAGCUCUUGGAGGAGAAAAACACGGAUUAACUGCUCAGCAAACCAUGCAGGAUGAUUUACUGAUGGACAAAAACAAAGCCCAGGCUCACCAACAGCAAGAUCCGACGCAAGUAGACCCUCCUCCCUCCACCCCGACCCCGUCAUCUGAGCUCACUUCUUCAUCGGAGUCGGAGAGCCCGUCGACCGGGAGCAACCAAGCGGCUUCAGCGCUGAACAGCAGCAGCAGCAGCAACAAGGACAAAGUGCCGAUGGAGUCGCCAAUCCUGCCCGGGUUGAGCUUCCACCACCAGCCGCAGGAGACCGGCGGCCCCCUUUCCUCCCCGUCCUCCUCUUUUGGGAGCACUUGGUCCACGGGAACCACAAACGCCGUGGACGACAGCUUUUUCCAGGGAAUACCCUCGGUGAACGGGACGAUGCUUUUCCAGAACUUCCCCCACCACGUCAACCCGGUCUUCGGGGGUAAUUUCUCCCCGCAGAUCGGUCUGGCUCCCCAGUCCCAGCAGCAUCAACAGCAAGCCCAGCAGCCGCAGCAGCCGCCGCAGCAGCAACCCCCCCAGCCCCAGCAGAGGAGAUCCCCUGGCAGCCCCAGCCAAGGCCCCUUCCCCCAGAGAAACGCUUAUCAGACCAUCAUGAAUAACAGCAAGGGAUCAUCGUCGUCGUCUUCUUCUUCUUCUUCUUCCUCGUCGUCCGCUUGGAAUAAUCACCAAAACGCCGCAUGGAGCACAGCCUCCAACCCCUGGAGCGGGCUGCAGGCAGGCAGGGACCCGCGCAGAGCGGUGGGCGUCGGGGUAGGUGUCGGAGUCGGCGUCGGGGUGCCGUCACCCAUGAACCCCAUCUCCCCCAUGAAAAAGCCCUAUACUAGCAACGUUAUAGCACCCCCCAAGUUUCCAAGACCAGGUCCCCUCACCUCCAAGCCCUGGAUGGAGGACAGCGCCUUCAGGACUGACAACAGCAACAACAUACUGCCUUUCCAGGACCGGAAUCGGCCCUUUGAUGCUUUUAGCUUGCACUCUUUGGAGAAUUCCUUAAUGGAUAUGAUAAGGACUGACCAUGACAAAGGUAAACCACACCUUGCCGGUGGCCCACCAAUGACUAUCGCUGAUAUUAUAUGGAGGAAUCAUUUUGCAGGACGCAUGGGCCUCAACUUUCAUCAUCCUGGAGCCGAGCACAUAAUGCCAUUGAAUACCCGGAGCUAUGGCCGCAGAAGAGGUCGCUCCUGUCUUUUCCCCUUUGAAGACGGUUUCCUCGACGACGGUCACGGGGACCCCACCUUGACCCCUGGCCUGAACUCGCCCACCCGCUGUCAGAACGGAGAGAGGAUGGAGCGCUACUCCAGGAAGGUCUUUGUCGGAGGCCUCCCCCCUGACAUAGACGAAGACGAAAUCACCAACAGUUUCCGUCGCUACGGGCACCUGGUGGUAGAUUGGCCCCACAAAGCUGAGAGCAAAUCCUACUUCCCACCUAAAGGAUACGCCUUCCUGCUCUUCCAGGAAGAGACUUCUGUCCAGGCCUUGAUUGACGCCUGCAUCGAGGAGGAUGGAAAGCUCUACCUGUGUGUGUCCAGUCCCACCAUCAAAGACAAACCGGUCCAGAUCCGUCCCUGGAACCUGAGCGACAGUGACUUUGUCAUGGACGGCUCCCAGCCUCUGGACCCCCGCAAGACCAUCUUUGUUGGGGGAGUGCCACGGCCUCUGCGUGCAGUGGAGCUGGCGAUGAUCAUGGACCGGCUGUACGGAGGUGUUUGCUACGCCGGCAUCGACACUGACCCCGAGCUCAAAUACCCGAAGGGCGCGGGCCGCGUGGCCUUCUCCAAUCAGCAGAGCUACAUCGCUGCCAUCAGCGCUCGCUUCGUUCAGCUGCAGCACAAUGACAUCGACAAAAGGGUGGAGGUGAAGCCGUACGUCCUGGACGACCAGUUGUGCGACGAGUGCCAGGGGGCGCGCUGCGGGGGGAAGUUCGCCCCCUUCUUCUGUGCCAACGUCACCUGCCUGCAGUACUACUGCGAGUACUGCUGGGCCAGCAUCCACUCGCGCGCCGGCCGAGAGUUUCACAAGCCACUGGUGAAGGAGGGCGGCGACCGCCCCCGACACGUGUCCUUCCGCUGGAGCUGAGGGGGGGUCCCCGAGUCAGCCCUGCCCCCCAGGGUGAACCCACACCCGACCCCUAAAAAAAACAACAACCUCCUACCCUACAGGCUGGGACAGCGCUGCAACACCCCCCUCACGCACACACACACACACACACACACACACUCUCCCCCCCCACCCACUCCGCCCUGCUCCCCACAAACACCUCAUGAAAAUAAGCGGAAAGGAUACGGUCAAAUAGAUGGGACUCUCUUCAUCCCACAUGGCUCUGAACUCAUUCAGUCUAUGGUUCCCCUCUGAUGAAGCAUUGUGGGGGGGAAAUGAAAUGCGAACGUCUAUCAGCUUAGAAAUUGCACUUUGGCACAAAGUCUCACUAAACACACACACACACACACACACACACACACACACACACACACACACACACACACACACACACACACACACACACACACACACACACACACACACACACACACAGGAUGGGAUGUAGGACACCUGUCUCAUUUUCAGUUCCCCGUUCUGUUGACUGGGUUGGUGUGGUACGUCCUGUUGGACCCCUCCUCACUGAGAAAGAGGUGUGGGACCAUAGGAAUAUUUAAAAAGAAGAAAGAAAAGAAAAAAAAAAAAAAAAGGUAUAUAUAUUUUUUGUUUUGUACUUAUCUAUACAUGUAUAGAUAAUUUAAAUUUGAUGUAAAAGGAGCAUGCACUUAUUUUCAAAAGCUGUAGUUAUAUCGCCCCUACUAUUACACAAAAAUAAUUACCAAAGGCAAAUGAAAUUAACGCGUACAGAAAAAGCUAAAUAGGUGGCAUAAGAUGUAGCAAGACUUAACAGCUAUCCAGUAGUGUGGGCCCGUAUCGCCCAGAGUAAAAAAAAUAAAAAUAAAAUAACACGGCUAUAUUCACUCUCAA